AUGGCCACCGAUCAGGUCUCUGCGACCCGUCUGUAUCUCGGGAAUCUCCCGCGGAACGCGACCAAGCAAACUCUCGAAGAACACUUCGCGACCCAUGGAACUGGAGAGAUCGUCGAGGUCAAGCUCAUGAAUGGGUUUGGCUUCAUUGAGUAUAAGGACCCCAUGGAUGCGCGUGAUGUCGUUCCUGGUGAGUACCCAAGCCGCGACCUUGUUUGA
Molecule: messenger RNA, 216 nt
Organism: Eremomyces bilateralis CBS 781.70
Lineage: Eukaryota; Fungi; Ascomycota; Dothideomycetes; Eremomycetales; Eremomycetaceae
Exons: 2
Coding region: 1-216 (71 amino acids)
Cellular component (GO): cytoplasm; nucleus; ribonucleoprotein complex
Molecular function (GO): mRNA binding
Source: RefSeq, a predicted model, not a curated record